Messenger RNA from Penicillium coprophilum, 999 nucleotides. RefSeq lists its product as uncharacterized. Lineage: Eukaryota; Fungi; Ascomycota; Eurotiomycetes; Eurotiales; Aspergillaceae. The record is from RefSeq and is a predicted model, not a curated record. Bases 1 to 999 code for a protein of 332 amino acids. The transcript has a single exon.
AUGCGUUUCAACUCCACAUUGAGCCUGGCCAUGCUUGCCAGCGCCACAGCCGCUCAAUUGACAACCCAACUAUUCAACUUCACCAGCUCAAUUAACAUUGAAAACAGCGAGCUCCGUCCUAACGGCCAUCUCCUGCUCACAACCUUCUACAAAGCCCAUCUGUACACAAUCAACCCGCUAGCCCAGAAACCCAAAGCCGAGCUAGUCGCCGCGCUUCCCGGCGCUACAGCUCUAACCGGGAUUGCGGCCGUUGGUUACGACAAGUAUGCCGUCGUAGGCGGAGUACGGGGAUCAUACCACUACGACAAUGAAACCAUUUACACCGUCGACUUUAGCAAGAAUGCCUCGAACCCCACCAUCCAGACAGUCGCUCACAUCCCCGACGCGGACAUGCUGAAUGGUAUGGCUUCAAUGCCAUCUCAGAAGCAUAUUCUACUUAUCGCAGAUGCACGCUUGGGAUCGAUCUUCCGCGUCGACAUAACCACCGGUACAUCGAAGGUGGUGUUAAAGAACGACGCCCUUGCCGCGCCGGCAAACUCGUCAAUGCCCAUUGGCAUCAAUGGCCUGCAGGUUGUUGGGAGUCAUGUGUAUUUCACCAAUAGUGCGCUGAAUAUCUUUGCCCGGGUACCUGUCAGCGAGGAUGGACAGACCUUCGGCCGGAUUGAGGUCAUUGCGCAUCUAGAGCGUGAGGCUGGUGAUACUGAUUCGGAUUGGGAUGAUUUUGCUAUUGAUGAGAGGGGAAAUGCUUAUGUUGCGCAGCCGCUCAAUACCAUUGCUAAGAUCACGCCGGAUGGAAAGCAGAGUGUUGUUGCCGGUGGUGGUGAUAGAUUGACUUUUAUUGGACCUACGUCUGUGCAGAUUGUGCCGGGCAGGAAAUUGGCCUAUGUGACUACUCGUGGUGGCGAUAAGGGGGGGUGUUUCUUAUGGUGGGCAGGUUGUUGCUCUUCAGCUUUGAGAGUAGAUGGUGUAAAGUCUGUACGCGCAUUUAUCUAUGGGUAA